AAAGUUUGCAAUUCCGAUCGCGUGACUCUCCAGGCCACUCCCUGCCGCAGCCGUGAAACGCGUCACUCCAACGAUCAGGGCCCCCACCUGCCAAAAUAGCAACUGUGCGCCAAGUUUCAAUACUGUGUUCGGACAUGGGAACUGCGCUAAACAUGAGACGGAGACCGAUUCGCUUAGGUUCGAGUACAAGCCGAACCUCCCUUAAGCAAAGCGGCACAGCAGGAGUUCGAAGCAGCCAUUUGUCCUUCCCACCACUCCUCGGUCGCGCCUUGAUGGUGGCCGCGCCAACACCAUGACGCACCGACCGAUCCCGGCCGUAGGACUGGCCGCGGCCCUCCUGCUGCUCAACGAAUUCGCCAUCCAGUGUCUGCGCAAGCAAAACGCGAUCCACCAGCCCAGCGCCUCGGACACGGUGCCCGUGGUCGAGAACGCGCAGCUGCUGCAGCGCAUCGUGGACACGCUGUUCCGCCUCACCGAUGCCGUGGAUGGCGCCGAGCUGCGCCGCCUGGGCGACGGCUCCAAGGCGAAGCUGAGCGAGCCCGCGCUGCUGCUGCUCAAGAUCAGCGAGGAGCUGCGCCUGCUGACUGACCCGCUGAUUGAGGCCCUGCUUGCGACGCAGGCGAAGGGCAGUUUCGGCGAUCCGCGGUGGGGCACGGCGCGCGAGGCGCUGUGUCACGGCGUGUGGAAGGAGCGGGAUGUCACGGGGCUGAAGAAGAAGCUGCGUGCGGUGCGGCGGGAAAUCGAUGUUGCGCUGUUGCUGGCGCUGAGACAGUAUCUUGAUCAAUCCGCGGAGACGGGGCUGCCGGUGUUCAGCGAGGAGCUGAGGAUUAUGCCGUACUGGGAGCGCUGGCAGAACGAGGCCCUGGAUGCAGUGCAUGCUAACGAAUGGAAGUCGAAGAAUAAGAAGCAUGUGGAGGAGUUUUCGCAGCAAGUUGAUCGUCUGGUUAGUACGGCGAACGAGGCGCAUUUUUGCGAGCAGAUUUUUGAGAGGAUGAGGUUUGAAGAGCUGGAUCAUCGGUUGCAUUCUAUUUCUGCGCCGCACGAGGGGACUCUGGAGUGGGCGUUUGACGACCAGCAGACUGACGAAGGGGGCGUGCUUGAAUGGCUGGGGAAUCAGAGAGGAGAGAAUCUCUUCUGGAUCACAGGAAGGCCGGGUGCAGGGAAAACGACUCUCAUGAAACACCUAUUCCGCAACGACCGAAUCUUUGACUACCUGGAGGCGUGGUCAGGUCAAGCACCGGGAAUUACGUCUGGAUAUUUCUUCUGGAACUCCGGUGUUGAACUGCAGAGAUCCGCACUUGGGCUGCUUCGGUCGCUGCUGUAUGAAUCGCUGCAAGACAUGAUCUACGGCCCCUUGGAGCAGGAAAUGGGGAUUGUACAGACUCUCUUUCCAGACCGCUGGGAACAAUUCAAGACUUACGGCGGUGGCCUCGGCGCCCUCUCUCUCGCCGAACUGCGCAGCGCGUUCGAACUCAUGAUCUCAGACGCAAACAAGAAGUUCCUAUUCUUCAUUGAUGGUCUUGAUGAGGCCGAUAAAGUUGGGGACCUCGUAGACGUGGUCCCGCUCAUUGUUAGCGCCAGCAAGAGAGACAACGUCAAGAUUUUAGUUUCAAGCCGUCCUUCGCCAGGGUUCCAAGAAGCAUUUGAGAAACGUCCGAGAAUUUGGGUCGACGACCACACGACCGACGACCUCCACGCCUACAUACUCCACAGCUUCAGCCAGGACGAGUCUCUCGCAAAACUCCGCGGGAACACCGUUGUGCCGGAGGAAACAGACAUUGUCGCCAUCCUCUCCGAAACCGCAUGCGGCGUCUUCCUCUGGGGCAUCCUCGCCACACGCUUCCUGCUGCAAGAACUCACGGGCAACGACAACUUCACCAGCCUGCAGAACCGCGCCGAAGUGCUCCCCUCAGACCUCGACGAACUGCUGUCCCACAUCAUGAGCAACUUCGACCCGGCCGACCUGGAACAGGCCUGGAAACUCUCCGCGCUGAUAGAAGCCCACCCCUACCCGUCCCUCCUCGCACUCUCCUUCGCGCUCUCCGGCGACGAAAAAUCCAGCAUCGCCGCGCACCGCACGCCCCUCAAAUCCGCAGAACUCGCCCAGCGCACCGCCGACCUGCGCCACAUCCUCACCUACAAGACGCGCAACCUCUUCGCCGUCUUCGACACCGCGGACCCCGCGCUGCGUCCUGACGCCCUCGCGGCUCCGGACAGCCUGAAGGUCACCUACGCCCACCGCACGAUCCGCGCCUUCUUCCUCGCCGCGCACAAACCCACACUACCCACAGACUUCUCCCCCGUCACCGCCUGGGCCGCCUCGCACCUGCAGACGCUCAAAACGCUCGUCCCGCCGCCCAGCGGCGUCCAGCGCCUCUGGCCUUACCUCGCAGCAUGUCUAGAAUCGAGCCUCGCGCUCGCAUCCCUCGACGCCAAGAACCACGCGGCGUACACCCACGCCGCGCUCGCCGCCGCGCUGGCCCACCACGUCCACGCGCCCAGCUCCGCCUCCAGCGCCUCCAGCACCGCGUCCAGCAAGCGCCCGACCUCCGCGUACCCCGGCCAGCCAUCCCUGACUUCCGAUCUGCCCUCGUUCCCACACCUCGCGGUCGCAGCCCCGCUCGAUAUCGCCGUCCUGCUUAAUCUCACGGGGUAUAUCGCCGUGCACGCGCCCGACGCCGAGCGGCGCAUGGUGCGGCGCGCGGGCGAGUGGGCGGCGGGGAUGCGGCGGCGCGUUGGGGUGGGUGGGGAGGGCGUGUGGCUGGGGACGAAAGGGGAGGGGCCCGGGUACGAGAGGCUAAGGGCGGAGUACGGGAAGGGGCGGGCGGAGGUGGAGGGGUUGGUGGCGUUUUAUGGGGCCGCGGUUAGGUGGGGGAAGAAGGCGCCUGUGGUUGAGGUUGGGGAGAGCGUGUGAGGGGGGGUAUGAGGACGAGGGUAUGAGAUCGAGAAUGCGAGAACGAGGACAGGAGAACCAGAAUACGAGAACGAGAACACGAGAGAGAAAGGAAGGGAUUGCGAGAUGGUCGGGCCAGAGUGCACGUGUCUAGCGGUUUUGCUGCGUUUGGGCGGAUGAUACCUGAUACCUGGAUAGACGGCGUCUGCGUGCAUUGCGCGGGAUUCCUAGAGCCUAGAAUGUUUGAAUGUUUGAAUGUCGAAUGUUUGAAUGUUUGCAUGUCGAAUGCUGAGUGUUGAAUGUCGAAAUGUCAAGCGUCAUUGAUCGCAGAGUGUUCAUUGAUCUGCUACCAUGUCGUAUUAUCGUACAUGACGAAAAUUCAUGCCAAGCCAGCAAUAGGCCUGAGAAGCGCUCGCUCGCCCCGUCUACAACCCUGGGGGUCU
Messenger RNA from Boeremia exigua, 3336 nucleotides. RefSeq lists its product as uncharacterized. The record is from RefSeq and is a predicted model, not a curated record. The transcript has 2 exons. Lineage: Eukaryota; Fungi; Ascomycota; Dothideomycetes; Pleosporales; Didymellaceae. The coding region runs from base 293 to 2914 and encodes 873 amino acids.